This is a messenger RNA of Porites lobata, 12402 nucleotides long. Lineage: Eukaryota; Metazoa; Cnidaria; Anthozoa; Scleractinia; Poritidae. The record is from the annotation of a GenBank genome assembly.
AUGGCGCUCUUCUGUUCAAGUAAGUUACAGCUCAGUACAUCGUUUUAAACCUCAUUGUAAGAACGAUCGAUUGCAAAAUUUUGUUAUUUUCCAAGUGUUUUGAUAGUUGUUUUCGACUGGUGUUACAGAUUGUACUUAUAUCUGACACUGCAAGCUGAUAAGCUAACUAAUGUUGUUGUCAUUUGCGUUCGAACGUCGCGUGUUCGUUGUUAGCGGUUUUAUAAUCGAUCAAGGAUCGAGUGUCAAUUGUUAAUUUUGCUGAGAGUGUUACGUAUUAAAUGGCAUAAUAUCUAGGCCAUUUGAUCCCUUUCAGUUUGUUCCAUCGUAGAAAAUACUGUCAGACAGUGUCAGCAGGGCCCGAAAUUGACUUACAUAUUUUUUCACGUGGACUCCAAUGGGCGAUCGACCAAACUGAAAAUUUUUCUCUAGAUUCUCAUAUGGAUGGUCAGUUUUGACUCAGAGACAAGCCAAUUUUAAAAGAAAUUAUUGGACCUUUCAAAAUAUUGCUAAGGUUUAAGUUUUGAACUCUAAUACAAGGCCUAAUUAAUUCUGUUAGGCUAAGUUGACAAGGCAAGGUUAGCUCUUAUAAGUGGUAUUUCAGCAACUGGGCUCAGUUAACUACUAGAUCUAGUUUUUUAUUUGACAGCAUAAAACAAACUAAAACACUUCAUCAAUAGAGUUGCUUUGGUUGACAGAAAGGCAACAACUGCAAUCAAUUUGUAGCCAUACAAGUGUUAAUGUAUGUUACUUGUGCAUUCGUUGAUCUCUUGUCAGCAUCUCAAGACUAUGAUGCUGUUAUAGUGUUUUGGUAAGAUUUUCAAACAUGGAACCCCAAUUGAUUUUUUGAGUUAGUCUAUUGUUUCCAGCAUUUGUUACUGUUUGGAAUAAUAUGUGUGUUGUAUGGUUUAAUAUGAUAAUUGCUUUAAACAUUAUAUUCUUAUAAUAUUCUUUGUAUAGUUAGCAAUGAGGUUCCAGAACACCCAUGUGUCUCACCAUCAUCUAACUGUGUGUUUGAGAGACGGCUGAUUGAAAAAUAUAUCGCUGAAAAUGGAACUGAUCCCAUCAGUGGAGAACCUGUAUCAGAGGAGCAGCUCAUUGAUAUCAAAGGUAGGAUUAUUAUAAACUGACACAUUCCUUUUAAACAAAAUUGCUUAAUUAAAACCUGAAAACAGAUACUCUUAUGAUUGGGUAGUAGCUAUCAUUCAAUCACUUCACAACUUCACUUGUUAUUCCCUUAUUGAAUGCAUCUAUUUCUGUCCUUGGAUACAAUCAUGCUUUUUUUUUGCACAUUAUUUUGUAUAUCAUAGACAACAUUCCUUAAGAGUCCUGUUAAUAUGAAGAGACUAACCUUCACACAGUCUUUAUACUACACAGAGAAGAGGCUAGGUUUGAUUUUACAAGUGGUGUAAAUUGUAUUUGCAUCUGUUGUGGUUCAAUUUUGUAUUUUCCGUUGGGCUUGGGUUCGACAUUGUAGAAAAAUGAACAUAUUAAAAAGGAAAAUGAAAGUUGAUGUAAGAGUUGAAUUAAACAAUGACAUACUUGGCCUUGUUUUUCAUUCCAUUUUGUUCACAGAAACAUUUGGUGUGAUCUCAGUAAUAUCAUUUCUUCCCUUUUAAUCCCUAACAUCAGUGCAUAUUGUGCACACAUUUCAAACGGUAUUGAUAAAAAGAAAUUAGGUCAUUCAACUAUCAAGUUAUUUUUUUACUUUUGCUAGUGAUCGUUUUCAUUAUUCCCUUGACCUUUGAAGCAUUAAGUAGAAAUAUAAUUAUAUGUUGAUCACUAAAUAAUUGGUUCGGUGGUAAAGGUUGAAUCCUUUUUUCCCCUUUCAGUGAACCCUCUGGUAAAACCAAGGCCUCCUUCAGCCACCAGUAUCCCAGCAAUCUUGAAAGCUCUACAGGAUGAAUGGGUAGGUACAGAUGUUUACAGAUGUGGUUACUGUUAAGCCAGGAAAUCAGCCUGUUUCGUGCACUGUUAUAAUAUAUAUUGUUUGAUGGUAUUAGUAUUGGUUACAAUCAUGACCAUUUUUAACUAUAAGGUAAGAGAUGAUGCAAAGUUAUUUAACUGUAGCUGAUCUCUAACCUUGCUGUCAUUUAAAUUGUGAUAAGUUGGACAUGAUCAUUGUUUCACCAACAGUGUUUGAAAUGGUGAUAACAUAUGUUUGGAUUUUAUCAUGAAACUAUUAUGCAAUAUUUUAGGUAUUGCCUAAAAGCAGUUGAAGGAACAAAAGAAUACAGAAAAUCUCCAACUUGUUCUUAAAGUGGUUCCAUAUCUUCCCAUCAUGUAGCUUGUCUGUAGUGUAGUUUGAGGGCUAUUGUACCUGAUUGUACUUGAUUAUUUGUAUUCCUCAGGAUGCCUGCAUGUUGCACAGUUUUACUUUGAGACAACAGCUUCAAACAGCCAGACAAGGUUAGUUAUUUAAGUUUAAUGCUGCUUUAAUCCGAAUCAGAUUUGUUUUGUAAUGUCUUUCUCGCUUUAUAAUACUUAUUCAUAAAUUGCCACGUUAAUGAAACUGCACACUGGGCCAAAGAUUCAUUGAUAAAGGUCUUGCACAGUUCAGUAUUGUCUUUGUAAGAGUUCAAGGUCAUUUCCCUAGCGACCAAUUGCACAUAAUUUUUAGCCAUGUCUAUAUUAUGAGAGCUCAUUGUUGUAAGCGACCAGCUCUAGGUAUGACCACGUUUUCAAAUUUCCGAGGUGGUCGCUUACAAGAGCUUCAACUGUAAUCUACAUUUGGUUAGUUGUACCUAACUGUACAAUAAUAUUGCUCUCUUUGUUUCAGAGUUGUCUCACGCACUAUACCAGCAUGAUGCUGCUUGUCGUGUUAUUGCUCGUUUGACUAAGGAAGUUACUGCUGCCCGUGAAGGUACUUUACCUUUAUUAUAAUAAUGUUAUUUAAAUUCAGAUAGUAUUCACCAUGUUCUAACGAGUGAAAAACUGGGUAUGAUAUGCAACUGCAAAGUUGCUUGGGAUGCAUGGUUUUUAGGUGCAGCAUGAAGGUCAACAAACAUGAUGCACUACAACUGCUGUAUUCCAAAAUGAGAUAACAGUUUCAGAAAUGCAACUGUUCUUCACUAUUACAGAAUUCCUAAAGACUCUGAUCACCAGGUAUGUCAUUUUCAGACAGAAUAACCUUGUCCCUCUAAGCAAUCCCUAGAGUUUUUGCAGUGAUAAGUCAAACCAGUUUGCUGCUCAUUUAGAAUGUGGCCAAUUGGUGCAUCAAUGAAAAUAAAUAUCGAAUCUGAAUCAAGUUUUUCUUUAACACCAGCUUUGGCCACGCUCAAACCUCAGGCAGGUAUGGCUGUCAGUGUUCCCGCAGCUACACCAGUACAGGUAGGAAGUGCUUACUUACUACUAACAGAAACCUUUGUACCAAGCAUUAACCUGAACUGUCAAGUAAAGCAGGGCAAGCUGUUUGAUCAUGAAUAUGUUGGUCCUCUGAAGCUACAGAAAAGUUUUAGCCAUGGAAAUUCUUCUACUGUAUAUUUUAGGGUUAUAACGGCAGUAUUUCCUCAAUUCAGCCCUCUGGGUACCCUCUGCUCUUGCUAGACUGUAGGUUUAUUAGAAAAAAAUACGUUCAUGUUCUCAGUUUUUGAAAUUCAUAGCAAAAUGAUUGUUAUCACCUCUAUUCAUAUUUUGUGACUGCUAGAAUAAGUCAUUAUGUGCCCAGCAAUGUUUUUUUUUAAACAAAAUUUUAAUGUAUGCACAACUAAACAGUCUAGGUUGUCAACAUUCAACUCUCAUGAGUUUGAUUCAUUAAUUUCACUUCUAAAUUAAGCUGUUAUAAUUUUUGUGUACCCUAGACUGGGAGCUUAAUAUAAGGGCACUUAGGCUGGAGCUAAAUAGAAGAGAACCGAGCUUUGAAGUUACAAGAGAGAAAUAGAGUGACAUUUUUCUUUGGUGAGACUGUAGACAUGAAGCUUGGUGUCCAAGUUAUUAACUAGUUGGAUUUCUUGGCUUUUUUGUAGAUGGAAGAGGCAAUGGAGGUUGCUGGACAGGUACAUGUACAUGUCUUUUUUUACAAAUAGUCUUUAGAGCUUCUUUUCUUAAAAGAGGUUAUUUAUAUAACUUUCUUUAGUGUCUUCAUGAUUUUUGCUCUCCAGUUUUAAAAGCAUUUUCACAAAAUAAUGGUGUUCGACUGUGUCUUUAGAUGGUAAUUAUUGUUCAUGUCACUCUUUUUUAGCCUGGAGAAGAAGAGGGAAUGACAGAGGAAGUUUUGCAGAAGGUAUGUUUGCUUGACAUAUUUCUUUAGAAUUUCAGCUAAGGUUUUUUUCUUUUGGAUGUUAAUUUUGUCUCCAUUUUUUUGUCAUUUUUCUCUUGAUAUUUACAAAUUAAUGUCAAACUAUUGUUGCUGUUUUUUUUUUCAAAUCUACAGCUGCAAGAUAAGGCUACUCUUCUCACUGCUGAACGUAAGAAGGUAAGUGCCACAUUGAGAGUUAAUAAAAAAGCUUUGCCUUCUGUCAUGCUUGUGUGAAUCCCUCUUGGAAAGAAAAUCUGGUAUCCUAUGGAUGUGAGAAAUAAUGACUUACAAUCACUGUCUGCAUUGACAGUUUCAUGUAAGCUGGUGGGAAAUAUUGCUUCGGACCGACUGAUUCCUUCCCCCAACCCCACCUUGAAUGGAUUACCAAAGUUUCUUUAACUAGCAAGGCUGUGUUCUAAAAAAACUGAAACCUGUAAAAUCUAGGGUGCCCAGCAUAUGAUUUUUAUGAAAAACCUGAGAUUUUCUAGUUGCCUGGGAGCAAAAGUUAGACCCCAGUGGCCACUGGGUACUGCUAGAGCACAGCCUUGACAGGAAAUCAGUUUAGGUGCUGCACAGGUUAAGGUUGGAAGGAAGGCUCCACAUGUCUGUCUCAAAGCAGGGCUGUCUUGAAGGGCUGGGGUCAGGGAUUUUGCGUAGAUAUUAGCAAUGUAAACCCAAGCCAGUUGGUUGAAAACACUCAUCUUGGCCUACUAAAAACUUUAGUGACAGCCAAAUAGCUUUAAGUGGUCUGCUUUGGUAGCUAGGAAAUAUAAUUUUGAAAAAGGGAAAUUCAAGACAUGUAGCAUCACACUUUUUGUAGCCACGAGUUCAAGAUCUUAACGGAACCUCUAAUGAAAUGUGUUUUAAUGUUGUUUCCUUGUAGAGAGGCAAGAAGGUUCCAGAGGACUUGAGUACAGUGGAUGAGAUAAGAUCUUACAAACCCAUCUCCUCACAUGCAGUAAGUUAAAAACAAAAUCCUCCCAAUCCAAACAUUGCUGAUGAAUCACUCAGCAAUUUUAACAUAUAAACCCUACAGCACCAAAUAUCAAAAUAGAUGUUCUCCUUUCUUGUCUCAUCUGCUUACAGUAGUAAUGGGACAAAUGUGUCCAGUUAACGUGAGAUUUGAUACUGGGUGAUCAUAUCCUUAAUUCUCAUUACAUCCCUGAUUGAUUAAACAAUUUUAUUACAAGGAGAAAUUUGGCAAUUAUCAGUAUUGGGACUUACAGGAUUUAAUGUCUUCUGCUUCUUACAAUAACAUUGAUUUUUCUUAAGGUGAGUGUUGAGCAACUAUCAGCAUUAGUUAGAGGCAUUUUACCAAAAUAAUUGCUUUUUAAAAUUUAGGGUCUUCACAGUGCAAGUAAUCCUGGAAUCUUGGCAUUGGAUUUGUUCGCUGCAGAUACGUCCAGAGUUAUCACAGGUUUGUUAUUAAUUGUACAAAUUUAUUUUAAAUGAUUGUUAUGACACUUUUAUGAUGUAAAUGAAUGUUCUGGGUAAUUUAAGGUGGUGGAUAGCAGCAAGGAAAGAUUAGGAAGGGUACAUUAUCUCUGCGGAGUUAAUUUUCUAUUCUAUCAUCUGUUUCACAUUGCCACGGAGCUCAACAUUACUGGUAUAUAAUGCUAAGGAGAGGUUUCCACCUAACGGAAGUUAUUUACUAGGGAUGUCCACAUAGAGGUUGUAUAUAAGGUGUCAAUUACAUUAGUGGAGUGUAUGUUCUUUUUAAGUGGUUUAUAACAAUUGCUUUCUCCUUUCCCUAGGUGGUCUUGACAAAAAUGCUGUGGUAUUUUACCGUGACACAGAACAGGUAAGGUAGCUGUAUUAAGAUUAUUUACUGGGUAACAAAGUUUUUCGUUUUGACUUUGUUGUUGCUUUGCCAUGCAACUUGUUUGAGGUUCAUAGACAGGUAGCAUAUUUUUUUAUAGUUCUUCUGUGUUUACUCUUUCUUUCAUGGGAAAGAUUGAUUAAUUUGAUUGUUUUGUAAUCUAGGUUAUUGCAACUCUCAAAGGACACUCCAAGAAAGUUACAAAUGUUUUAUAUCAUCCACAUGAGGUAUACUUUUCAUUACCAUCAUUAAUUAAAAUUGUUCCCUUUAAAAAAUCAAUUUGAUUUAUUUGUAAAUUGUAGGAUGCUCCACCACAUCAAAUUUCAGCCUAAUCAUUUUACUUCACAUAGACCCUUUAUUGGCAUCAAGACUAAACUGGAGGCAAAGAAUUAAGCCUUUAAAAGACAAUCACUUUGUUAAGUUCUUUUAUAACAGUACUGAAGACCUCUGGUCUAUAGGUAACCAUGUUACUUGUCGUGGUAAAUGGUUUGAGUUAGGGGAUCAGGAAAAUGACCUUGUUUUCAUAAGUGAAUUGUUUGAAUGCUACUUUUCAGGACCUUGGAUUCACGGGAUCAGCAGAUGCGACCAUUCGAGUGUGGUCCAUUCCACAAGCAUCUUGCUCUCACAUUAUAAAGGUUUGAAUGUUGAAAAGUUUUUACUUUUUUUCCUUUAGUCAGUCUUAACUCUUUACAAUCACCAGGUGCAAAGUUUUCCUUCUAUAUUAAACACCUCUUUUCUCUUUACCUUUGUUUUUCAGGCACAUGAUCAAGCAGUUACGGGUCUUAGUCUUCAUGCAACAGGUAACUUAAUUCUCAGCACAGUGCUUACUUUAAUGCUAAUACUGUCUUUGAUACUGUAUUCUUAUAAGUCUGCUUGCACCAGAUCCUCAAUCGGUACACCUGCAAGAAGUCCCAACUGACCUAUCUUUUCCUUCCAAAUUGUGUUCUGUUUGCUUAUGAAACAAAAGAAGAAUUUUAUAUGAAAUUACCUCAUAAGCACCCGUUAUUUAGGUGAUCAUUUUCUACAUUCUUAUAUGGUAAGAAUGUUUAUUAAACUGGUAGCAGUAUAAAGUGAAAUGAGAAUCUCAUCACUACUACCAGUAGAUCUUUUUCUUUGAAGUUGUUAUCGUAACCAUAAGCUGAUAUAUUUUGUUGUUAACUUGGUUUGUCAGGUGACUACCUUCUUAGCUGUUCUGGUGAUCAAUACUGGGCAUUCUCUGAUCUCAGAACUGGACACGUCCUCACAAGAUGUCUCUCAGAUCCUAACAUCAAUCAAGGUAACUAAGAAAUACAAAUUUGUCCUGAAAUUUGCUCAAUAUCAAAAAUGAGAAAGACAUUAAUACUUGUCAUGCUGCAAGCAUAAGGCAAAGAAGAAUAAUUAUUUCUGAGUCCCUGACAGGAUUUGAAUCCAUUGCCUUACAUUUAAACGAAGAAUACCAUUUGGGUUCUCCUACCUCUAAGCUUAAGUUGUCCCCUGUAUCCCUGUAAGGAUGGUCAACCCAUGGUCCAAACUAUUUGAGGUUCCUGACUCUCACUUACACUGUAUGCAUGAAGGUGCUACUUUUAUUUAGAUUAGCCAACGAUUUGAAGCUUUGCGCUAGAUUUUAUGGCUUUCUCCCUAAUACAUUGGUAAUUUCAGGAAAAUGUCUAUGGUUUCAACCAAAGUCUGACAACUGAGAGCAGUUAGGAGAACAAGUUGCUACUUACAUCAUUAAUAAAUUGAUAUUAGACCUUACAAUUUGUUUUCCUUAAAUGCUUGACCAAUCAUGUGCCUUGGUGUCUAAAGUAUGAAAUGUUCACAGUACAAGUGAAAAUAUGUUCUUUUGAGCCUUAUCAACUGAAGUCACAGGAUUAUCAAAAGUAGCCGGCUGCCGGCGAAAAUCGCCGCCUACUUGGUUAGUAUCGGCCGGCUACUCUGCUUGGCAUUUCUUUAUGGAUGAUGUUUUUAAAAUAGAAUAUCCCUGGACUGGCUGCUUAUUUUGACAACUCAGCCAUCUACUUCGGAACUUUCUGACCACCCUGAGUCAUUUUCUUGCUUCAUGAAGCUGAGGCAAUAGCUUAUAAUUGGAAAUUUCAGAACAUUUUUUUCAAAAAAUGAAAAUCAUAACACCCUAAAAUCAAGGACAACAGUGUGGAAGUUAGAAAGAAGCCAGACUGGCCAACGAUGAAAACUCUGCAGUACACCAAAUAAAUCACAUUAAAUCUGAACCAGUCUCUAAUUCUUUGUUGCCAUACUUGCAGGCCUUACUUGUGCCCAGUUUCAUCCUGAUGGUCUUAUUUUUGGAACUGGAACAGCAGACAGGUUUGUGAAGUCUGUGUUGUUGUCUGGCAACCAUAUAAUUCUGUCUUACUAUCAAUACUAUAUUUUAAAUACUCCUUCCUGAAUUGCUGAAAAACUCUUUUAAGUUCAAAAACAAUUUUCCAGGGUCUGGAAAACUCCUUGAAAAUAUUCUCUUUUCCAGCUAGUCUUGGAACUAUUGUAUUCGAUAUGUAACAGGUCAAAUUAGAUUUCAGGCCCCAGUUGUUCAAAAAGUGGAUAAGGCUAUCCACUGGAUAAAUCACUAUCCGCUGUAUAGCACAAUAAUUGGUUUCCCUAACACUUAUCCGUUGGAUAGUGAUUUAUGCAAUGGAUAGCGCUAUCCAACUUUUGAAUAACUGGGGCAGGUUAAAAUUUUUCAACCCAGGUCGACUCUCAAUUUCCUUUGUCCACCAGGGCUAGGGGACAAAGGAAACUAAGAAUCAACCUAAGAUAAAUCAAAAUUACCCUAACCUGAAAUCAAUUUUGACUGGUAACACUAGUGUGGGAUAGUGAUAGUGGCAAUGUGGUGGAACCUAAAAUUUUCACUUGUACUCUGGAAAACUUCUGAGUUCUAUCCUCUCAGUUGGAGAGAAAAUGAGGGAGUCAGCAAGAGGAAAGGUGGCUGGGUGCCCAACCUUUCAGAGACAAUCCAUUGUUUUAGGAUUUCUUGGUCAUCACGAUUUCCAGUCCAUGGCCAUACUUGUAAAAUUAUAAGACAACUGGUUGUCUCUAGCCAGUUGGAGAUUGUAUUCUUGUUAUGUUCUUUUUGUAUUACAGUGGAAUCCCAGUUUUACUAACCAUCAUGGGAAAAGCAAAUUGGUUUUAUUCUCAGAAGUUUGGUUUUGUUCAAAUUAUCCGGAAUUUCCAAAAACAAAUAAAGGUUCAAGAAAUGAGGACUGUUCUGUAUUUGUUUCAAAUUAUUUAAGUGUUUAGGUGGAAUGCCUGAAACAAUCAGUAUCUAGAGCAGCAAAGUGCACUUCCAUUUAAUGUGAACUUUGUACAAAGUAAGGAAAUUUCCAUUCGUAAGCACUGGGAUCAAUAAUGUUUCCAUUGUUUGUCUGCUACGUCAUUAACUUAUUUUGUGCUGAUGUUUUAGCGUGAUAAAGAUCUGGGAUCUUAAGGAAGGUGCUAAUGUCGCUAAGUUUCCUGGACAUUCAGGACCCAUUACAGAUAUUUCCUUCUCAGAAAACGGGUGAGUGUUAAGAAACACUGAAGCCUCUUUAGAAGUUGUUUCUGUUUCCUUUUAGUCAAGCAGGAGAAGCACGAGAGAUGUGCAAAGGCAACAAAACAUUAAAUUUAAUUUUCUCCCUUCUCACAUGUCUCCUGCGCUUCACCUGCUUGGCUAAAAUGUAAAGGAAAUGAUUGCUACACAGGCUUUUUGAAUGUGUGCAGCCUGAACUUUUGGAUUGUUUUAUUAAUUAUUUCCUAUUCCUACUAGAUACUACUUGGCUACUUCAGCUGAUGACUCAGUGGUUAAACUAUGGGAUUUGCGCAAACUGAAGAACUUUAAAACCAUUACAUUAGAGGACAGAUUUGAGGUAUGUUGUUGUAAGACUUACCUAAACCAACUUGUGUUCUCUGAAGUUAAGAGACAAAGUACCAAUAUCCAUUUGCUAAUAGUAUAACUGUUACACUUUCUCCAGUUACUGUUCUCAUUUUAUGGUAAUCAUCUAUGCCGUAAAUUUUCUCCUUUGUAGGUUAAGACACUGAGUUUUGAUCAGAGUGGUACCUAUCUAGCUGUUGGCGGGUCUGAAGUGCAGUAAGUCAUAGAUCUUAUCUGUCAGGAAUAAACAUAAUGAUUAAACUUGUAAUUUCUGCUGAAAGAGGAACCAGUGAAGCAGGAAUUCUUUUCUUGCACACAGCUAGAAAGUAUAGGUUUGAGUGUAUGCGUGGGGUCUUUGAAUCACGUAGUAUUCAAAGUUUAGUUUGUUUUGUUGCCAUCGGCCAUUGCCUGAGCUGUCACACCUUUCAAGUGUAUUUUCGAUUGUUUCAGCAUUUGAAAAAGUGUCAUAGAUUCCGUUUAUAUGGUAUCUAUUCACAUUUUCUUGUCAGCCAUUUUUUUGUAGCUCUUUGGCACCGUACUAGCAACUAUUUGUGGUCUUGAUAUUAAAAGUCAGGUUGCGUUGUUGGGUUGGAAUGGCUCUUAUCCCGUUGUGUAUGAGAAACUACUGUUGGUAUCAGCCUGCGAGGAUUUAAUGGUGUUUAGAAGAGUGUAAGUAUAGGAGUUAAACACCCUCAGAUUUAGUAUUGUUGACCUUUUGUUUUUGCAGGAUAUAUUUGGUUAAACAGUGGGAAAUGAUCAACUCAUUUGCAGGUAUGUGGCGCGUUUAUUACGUUUUAUGAUAUCUGUCAUUGAAGAAGUGGGAGGAAUUCUAUGCUCAGCUCCAGUUCGCACCGUAGUAAUUGAAUAUCACCUCAUGUGCUUUGAGCAAAACGAAAUGCCAAAAUGUAAUUCUUCGGACCAAUCCUUUUAUUUUUAAGGGGCUGAACUAAAUUAAUAUUCUUGCCUAAACAAACAAACAGAGUAACUAGUGGACUUUGAAAGAUAUGAGGAGUUCCAGGUUUAAUAUUAUAAACUAUUGCUUUGUUUUGCUUUUUAGGCCCAGCUCAAACGUCAAACUUUUCAUUUACCAAACCCAAUCCUUUGAAUUAAGUACAUAGGAAUUUCGACUGUGGAGCGACUUCGUUUCAAACGUCGAACUUUUCAUGUACCAAACCUACCUUAAGGCAUAAAUUACUAUAGUUAAUUUUCACUAGUAAGCAUUGUAGACCAAUGUACAUUGUGAGAAUAAAUUGAGUUCGACUAUUAGGGCGUAACAGGGCGUAAUUCCUGAUCCUCCUCAGGCGCUUCGCUUCUCGCACAGAGGCGAGUGCGAAAAGCGAGUGACACGCGAGUGACUGGUGACGAAGCGCAAAGGACCAUGGGAAGGAUAAUGACGAGAAGCGAAGCGCGUCUCGCCGGUUUUCCCCUUUCCCGCCUUCCUUUGCGCGUAAAUUUUCAUCGAGAGAGACGUCUGGGUACGAGGCGAGCAUAAUUCGAUUACCCGUACUGCCUAAUGGUUGAAAAAAGUGCAAUUUAUGCUUUGCUACAUCUGAAUCUGAGUUAUUCAAUGGUGAAACUUGUCUGUUUGUUUUCUUUCUUUAGAACACUCUGGUGUGGUGACUGGAGUAAAAUUCGGCAAGCAUGCUUCAUUCAUUGCUUCAGUUGGCCUUGAUCGCCAUCUUAAAUUCUACUCACGAUAGAAAACGACAGUGCGUGACAUCCUGAGAGUGUCUCUGUCACGCAACGUAACAGUAUUUCCGACGCCUUUACGUACAUUGUGACAACAUGGCCUACCCUGAAGAACUUAUCAUGUAGUCUUGGUAGAUAAGAAGAAUACAUAGGUCACCCGUGUCGGAACAAGUUAUGAAGAGAUUGUAGGGCGUGAUUUGCUGGCUGACAUUUCUUGGUUAGUUAAAGGUUUUUUGGUCGGGUUUGAUAACUCUUCUUUCCACUACCUCACACCGAACAGUUAUGGAUUUGUCAGUUUCCUUUUUCAUAUUUACUUUUUGCGAAAAUAAACCCAAAAAAAUGCUUUUAUAACAGCCUUGGCUUUUUUAUGAGCGUGCUCAAACGAACCAAUUGCCACUUCAUAAACUACCGAAACUGAACCGACGGAUUUUUAAUGGUUUUGUUUCACUUAUCUGACUGUCUUAUGAUUUUUGGUUGGAGCUAAACCCGGCUUUGAAAUCUGUUGUAAAAGUCUUCUUAAUGUACGUAAAUUUGUUGAAAUUUUCUUUUACUGUGUAAAAAGUCAAGAGCUUUUAGCAAUGCGUAUCAUUAGGGCAGUAACUGACCGACGUCAAAUUAUUUCAUUUCCUCUCUUUGUCUGCAAAGAUACUUUGGAAGACAAAAGUUAUCUUGUUUAUUUCGUAGAUGUAUCCAGUGCCGGAUCCAGGGGAGGGGCCCGGGGGGGCGCCACCCCCUCCCCUUAUUUUCAGUCCAAACUGAGGCCCGAAGGGCCGAAAAGAUUUUUUUUUGGAGACCGCCCCCCCUUAUCUCUAAGGUCUG